Molecule: messenger RNA, 3366 nt
Organism: Triticum turgidum subsp. durum (durum wheat)
Lineage: Eukaryota; Viridiplantae; Streptophyta; Magnoliopsida; Poales; Poaceae
Source: the annotation of a GenBank genome assembly
AUGACCUUAGCACACACGCGACACUCGGGUGAAAUGGCGGCCCCUACAUACACUCUGGUCAUGCUGAUGGCCACCAGCUUGUUGGUGAUCCCGUCCAUGGUUGUUUCAUCUCCGGCUCCGAGCAACAACACUGACCUUGCCGCGCUGCUGGCUUUCAGAUCCCAGUUAUCUGAUCCUUUAAGCAUCCUUGCAAAUAACUGGACAAGUGAUGUGUCCUUCUGCCACUGGACCGGCGUGUCAUGCAGCAGCCACCACCACCAGCGGGUAACUGCUUUGAAGCUGCCCAACAUGCUCCUCCAAGGAGAGCUCAUCCCUCACCUCGGUAACCUCUCUUUCCUCCAUGUACUCAACCUCACCAACACAACCCUCACCGGCUCCAUCCCCGCUGAUCUUGGAAGGUUACCACGCCUUAGAUAUUUGGAUCUUGGCCACAAUACUUUAUCAGAUAUCAUUCCGCCUACCAUUGGAAACCUCACGAGGCUCCAAUUUCUUGUCCUAGAUUUCAACCAACUCUCUGGACAGAUCCCAGAUGAGCUACGCAACCUAGUUAGCCUUAGGUACCUCUCCAUGAAAAAAAUUUGCAUGACAGGCCUCACACCGAAUUUCUCAUUUGACACCACACCUUCACUGUGCCACAUAGACAUUGAGAACAACACUCUGUCUAGGCCAAUACCAGAUGGUAUCGGCUCGUUGCUCAUGCUUCAGUUUCUUGGUUUGAGAUAUAACCAGCUAUCAGGUUCGAUACCUCGUACCAUCUUCAACAUGUCUAGGCUUGUGGAGAUGCACCUAGGACACAACAAUCUUAUAGGUCAUAUACCUAGCAACAGAAGUUUUAGUCUCCCCAUGUUGCAAGUAUUUGAUGUCUUGAAGAACAAAUUGACAGGUCAAAUUCCAUUGGGCCUUGCAUCAUGCAAGCACCUUCAAAAACUAAACAUAGGGGGAAACCUCUUUGCGGAUGUCGUGCCAACAUGGUUGGGUAAGCUACCACAGCUUACGGGAAUUUCUAUGGGUAGCCCAGCCAUUGGUGGUCCAAUCCCUGCUGUGCUCGGUAAUCUCAGCAUGCUGAACAUUAUUGACAUCGCAUACUCCAAUCUAAGCGGAGAGAUUCCGGUGGAAUUGGGGAAACUGACACAACUCACUAAGUUGCACGUUGCAGAAAAUCAACUAGCUGGUCCCUUCCCAGCUUUUUUUGGAAAUUUAUCAGGAAUGUCUUACAUAAAUUUGCGUUCAAAUCAGCUGACUGGACCAGUACCAUCAACACUUGGAAAUAACAUGCCUCUUUUUAAACUUGAUAUUCGAGAUAAUAAUCUCCAAGGGGAUCUUAGUUUCUUAGCCAGCCUUUGCAAUUGCCGGCAACUCCAAGAUCUUCUCAUAUCCGAUAAUCCUUUCUCUGGUAGUCUCCCCAACUAUGUUGGGAACCUGUCUACUAAUCUCAUAGGAUUUGAAGGAUUCAACAUCCAGUUGACUGGAGGGCUUCCAGCUACACUAUCAAAUAUAAGUAAUAUUUUUCUGUUAAACUUUGCACAUAACCAUCUAACCAAGGAAAUCCCAGAAUCCAUCUCUAAGUUGGAGAAUCUGGGGGCUCUUGAUCUCCAUGGAAAUAGCAUGACUGGCCCGAUUCCAGCACAAUUUGUUACCUUAAGGAGUAUUGUAGCGCUACUCAUGUACGACAAUAGAUUGUCUGGCCCCAUACCAGAUGGCGUUGGCAACCUAACCAUGUUGCAGUACAUUCAUCUAUCUUAUAAUCAUCUAUCGUCGACCAUACCACCAAGCUUGUUUUACCUUAAUAACCUUAUAAAGCUUGAUCUGUCCCAUAACUCACUAACUGGUACAUUACCUUCUGAUCUUAGCCAUAUGCAAAGUACGGACCGGAUAGAUCUUUCUAGUAACCUCCUAGCUGGUAGGCUCCCAAGCUCAUUUGGACAAGCUUCAGUUCCAUUAACCUACCUAAAUCUUUCAUACAACUCUUUCAAGGAUUUAGUCCCGGACUCUUUCAGACGCUUAACCAACUUAGCCACAUUGGACCUAUCAUCCAACAAUCUUUCAGGCACAAUACCAAAGUUCCUGGCCAACUUCACAUACCUUACCUAUCUAAACCUAUCCUUUAAUAAAUUAGAAGGGCAAAUACCAGAUGGAGGUGUUUUCACAAACCUCACAUUGCAAUCUUUGAUUGGGAAUGUUGGGUUGUGUGGUGCUCCUCAUCUAGGGUUCUCACCAUGUCUAGACAAGACUCAUGGUCAACACUUCCUCAAGUUUAUACUUCCUGCUGUCACCAUAACAGUUGUUGCCUUUGCUUCCUUUUUGUACCUAAUGUUGGGAAAGAAAAAGAAGCAACCAAAUGUUAUGACUCCUACUGACAUGGCUGAUCCGAUCAGCCAUAGGUUGGUAUCCUACAAUGAGAUUGCUCGUGCCACUGGAAAUUUCAACGAGGACAACCUACUUGGAGUUGGAAGUUUUGGCAAAGUUUUCAAGGGCCAAUUAGAUGAUGGUUUGAUGGUUGCAAUAAAAGUGCUCAACAUGCAAUUUGAGCAAGCUGUGAGGAGCUUUGAUGUUGAAUGUCAGGUGUUGCGGUUGGCUCGGCAUCGCAACUUGAUACAGAUAUUGAAUACCUGUUCUAAUUUGGAUUUCAGAGCACUGCUGCUUCAAUACAUGGCCAAUGGUAGCUUGGAAGCAUACUUGCACACUGGAAAUAGUGAGCCACUAGGAUUCAUCAAGAGAAUGGACAUUAUGCUUGGUGUGUCGGAGGCAAUGGAAUAUCUACACCACCGUCACCAUCAAGUUAUCCUACACUGCGACCUAAAGCCUAGCAAUGUGUUGUUCGACGAGGACAUGACGGUGCAUGUUGCAGACUUUGGCAUUGCAAAGUUACUUCUAGGUGAUGACAACUCCAUGGUUUCAGCGAGUAUGCCAGGGACAAUUGGGUACAUGGCCCCAGAGCUUGCUUACAUGGGGAAGGCAUCACGGAAGAGCGACGUGUUCAGCUUUGGCAUCAUGCUGCUCGAAGUCUUCACCAGGAAGAGGCCCACGGACCACAUGUUCGUCGGAGAAUCCAGCCUUAGGCAGUGGGUUUCACAAUCAUUUCCGGCUAAGCUCGUCGAUAUCAUCGACGUGAAGCUGCUGCAAGAUGAUGAGAUAAUUAGUCGUGUUUUCCAUCACCAACUAAAUACUGCUGAAUCAGCAUUGUCCUCCACUGAUUGCAACGGGGACUUCCUUGUGUCGACAUUUGAGCUGGGUCUUGAGUGUUCAAGCGAUUCCCCUGACCAGAGGGCAAGCAUGAGCGACGUGGUUGUGAGGCUGAAGAGUAUCAAGAAGGAUUACUAUGCUUGCAUGGUAGCAGCGCGAGGGGUGCAGCAGCCUCGUCGUUGA